Messenger RNA from Rodentolepis nana, 288 nucleotides. The record is from the annotation of a GenBank genome assembly. Lineage: Eukaryota; Metazoa; Platyhelminthes; Cestoda; Cyclophyllidea; Hymenolepididae.
AUGAACCUAUUCGCGCAAAAUUCCCUCUUCAUAACCUCAAAUGGCGGUGAAAAAAAUAUCCAAGGAGAAAAGAGGACUGCUGGUAGGAAGAAGGAAAAGUUAGAGAAGCCGACUGCAUUGUUGGCCGGUCGCAGACGUAGGAGGGCAGAGAGCCACUUCAACAACACUGGCAGUACAGGAGCACGUCAAGUGACUACCGACGUGUUCGAGCACUACGCUACGUGGGGAGUUCAAACCACACAUGGUUUGGUCCUAUUUACGCAUCCCGACACCGUUGCCAAUGAGUAG